GACUGAGAUGUUCUUGGCUUAGGUCAAUGUUUGGAUAUAGUUGGGAAGAGGGAGGUCAGUGAUCGGUGCAUCCUUGGGGAUGGUCAGUGAGCGAGGCGGCCUUGUGAAGAGGUCAUUGUUUGGGGCAGCCUUGUCUUGGAGGGUCUGAGUGUUUGGGUCUUGAUAGGACGGACAGUGAUAGUAGGACUCAAAAUCAGAAUGAUCUGGGCUGGCUGUGUGAUCCAUAUUUUAAUUAUGAUGUAGGUAGGCAUUGGUAGCCAAGAGAUUUGUGGGAGUUGGAACUUCAGAAAGUCUUUGGGUUUUGGAGGGCGUUGGGAUUUUCAAGCUCACUGACUUCUCAUAGAUGACGUUACUGCCUUCUUUAAAACCUGCUUUCCAACUUCCUCUGUCCUCUGAAUCACCCCAUGUGAUGAACAUCCUCAAUGUUUCCACAACAAUGAAAAUUGCUUUGAAAUGACUGGGGUCCAAACAAAUCUAAGGUCCUGGCUUCCUGGGAUAAAAUAUUUCCUAUGAGGGAAAGAAGUAAAGGUACCAAGAUCAGCACUUUAUCCUUGACCAGAGACCACCUUCAGAGAAGAGCCCAGAGUCAACAACAGAGCAAAUAAUAGAGUUGCUGGCUGGGUCUAAGGGCUUCAGAAAAUGUCCAAGUCCCAAGGCUCACUGUCAUUCAAGGAUGUGGCUGUGGGUUUCACCUGGGAGGAGUGGCAGCUACUGGACCCUGUUCAGAAGAACUUGUAUCAAGAUGUGAUGUUGGAAAAUUAUAGCAACCUACUAUCAGUGGGGUAUCAGGUUACCAAAGCAGAUGCAUUCUUCCACUUGGAACAAGGAAAACCAUGGAUAAUAGAGGAAGAAAUCCAGAAUCAGAUUCAUCCACGGGAUGCCUGGCAAGUCAACGAUCAUACAGAAUGGCACCAACAAAACCAAAGCAGCCUUGAAACUAGUGAUCACAAAUAUCAUACAUUUGGGAAAAUAGUAUCUUAUCUGUGUUCAAACCUUUGUGUCCCUUCAGCACCAAGAUCUCACACAUUGGACACACUUGGGAAACAUCUGAAACCGAAUCUAGACUACGUUAUUCAGGAUGGAAACUAUACAAGAGAGGAAGUUGAAUUUAAUGGAUAUGAUAAUUUUUUUCUUUACACUAAGCAUGGGAAAAUUCAUACUGGAAAACAAUGCAGUGGAUAUAAUGCAUGUGUAAAGGUUUUCAGCCAUGAGUCACAGCUCAUUAAACAUUGGAAAACUCAAACAGGAGAGAAACACUAUGACUGCAGUGACUGUGAGAAAGUCUUUUCCCAGAAGUCAGAUCUCAAUAAGCAUCGAAGAACACAUACAGGAGAGAAACCCUAUGGAUGCAGUAGAUGUCAGAAAGCCUUCAGCCAGAAGUCCCAUCUUAUUUUACACCAGAGAACCCAUACAGGAGAGAAACCCUAUGAGUGCAAUAAGUGUGGGAAAGCUUUUACUGAUAAGUCAUGCCUUAAUAAACAUCAAAGAACUCACACAGGAGAGAAACACUUCAAGUGUCAUAUAUGUCAGAAAGGCUUCAGUGAUAAGUCACAACUCACAUUACAUCAAAGAAUUCAUACAGGAGAGAAACCCUAUAGUUGUGGUGAAUGUCAGAAAAGUUUCAGCAAUAAGUCACAGCUCAUUAUUCAUCAGAGAGCUCACACAGGAGAGAAACCCUAUGGCUGUGAUGAAUGUGGGAAAACAUUCCCCCUUAAGUUUAGCCUCAUUCUACAUCAAAAAACUCAUACUGGGGAAAAGCCUUAUGGAUGUAGUGAAUGUGGGAAAGCCUUCAUCCAGAGAUCUGAGCUCAUUAGACAUCAGAGAACUCACACAGGAGAGAAACCUUAUCAUUGCAGUGAAUGUGGGAAAGGCUUCAGUGUGAAGUCACUUCUCAAUACGCACUGGAGAACUCACACGGGAGAGAAACCCUAUGGAUGCAAUGAAUGUGGAAAAAUGUUCUCCAUCAAAUUUAGUCUCAUCCUACACCAAAGAACUCAUACAGGUGAGAAACCCUAUGAGUGCAGCCAGUGUCAGAAGGCUUUCACUCAAAAGUCACACCUAACUAUUCAUCAGAGGUCUCACACCGGAGAGAAACCUUAUGAAUGCAGUGAAUGCCACAAAGCCUUCAGCCGGAAGUCCUAUCUCCUUAUCCAUCAGAGAAUUCACUCGGGAGAGAAACCUUAUGAAUGCCUUGAAUGUGGGAAAACUUUCUCUCACAAGUUUAGCCUCAUUAUUCAUCAGAGAAUCCAUACAGGAGAGAAACCAUAUGGAUGCAGUGAAUGUGGGAAAACUUUCCCCAUCAAGUUUAGCCUUGUUUUACAUCAGAAAACACAUACAGGAGAGAAACCUCAUGAAUGCAGCAAAUGUCAGAAAUCUUUUGCCCAGAAGUCACAUCUUAUUAUACAUCAAAGAACUCACACAGGUGAGAAACCUUAUGGAUGUAGUGAGUGUUGGAAAAGUUUCUCCCACAAAUUUAGCCUCAUUCUACAUCAGAAAACUCAUAGCAGAAAGAAAUCAUGAAACAAGCGAAUAUCUGAAAGUUGUCAUUGAGAGGGAAUAGCUCAUUAUUCCACACAAUUUACAUAAGAGUGAAACCUCAAGACUGCAGCAAAUGUGGACAAGCUUCUUUUAAAACUUGCAUGCCAUUUCCCAUCAGGGAAUAGUGUUGAGUAUGCUGCCAGUCAGGAGGCAAUACCUUUCCCAAUAAAUAUCAAUUGAAUAUAAGCCAGAGGGAACAAACAGGAAGGGACAUAUAUGUAUUGAUUGAUUGUGAAGAUGUUGUUGGCAUAAAAUUCAGCUGUAUUGGUAUCAGAGAAUUUACAUUCACGUUGAGGAAGAAAUUCUAUAUUUUAAUGAAUCUGAUGAAUCAUGCUCUCAUGGGUAUCAUUUUAUAGGGGCUGUCAUUUUUCUGCUGUUGUGAUAUAGAAAGUAUUAAAUAUGUAAAUAAAUAUGCUGGUCAGAAAACAAUGCAAAAAAUAUACCAGAAGAAUCCCAAGUAUGUAAGUGUUUUGUACCUAUUUUUAUUAUUUUUAUCAUACUGAGACUUGCAUGUGUGAGUGUAACAAUUGUGAAUACAUAGUAAAUAUGUUUAAAUAUACAUAAAACCUUCCCAAAGAAUAUCUGUAGUGAAUCUUUAUAAUGCUACCUAAAUUUCAUUGAACUACAAUGGCUCAUUAUUUUAGUAAGAAAUCUCAAUACAAUACUGCAUAUCUUUUUCUCCCUAGUGUUUGCUACUAUUUUUAAAUGGAUCUGGAAGAUGUUGUGCCUCUCUAGUAAACU
Messenger RNA from Microcebus murinus (gray mouse lemur), 3279 nucleotides. The record is from RefSeq and is a predicted model, not a curated record. NCBI's taxonomy places the organism in Eukaryota, Metazoa, Chordata, Mammalia, Primates, Cheirogaleidae.